Messenger RNA from Paramuricea clavata, 2013 nucleotides. Lineage: Eukaryota; Metazoa; Cnidaria; Anthozoa; Malacalcyonacea; Plexauridae. The record is from the annotation of a GenBank genome assembly.
AUGGAUGAAAAUUGUUCCAGUGACGAGGAGUUUUUUAGUAUUGAGGACAAGGAAGUGCAAUGUGAUGACGAUGAAGCGAUUGAUCCGUUUAUAAGGACAAUGGAGCUUAUCGAAGAGAAUGCCGAUGAGUUUGAUGUCGAGCUGUCUGAAGCGUUAGCCGAGGUAAAAGUCGUUAUAAUAUAUGUUUCUGAGCGUUAUAUGGGAUUUUUGGCCCCAUAUUUAACAUCUUUGACAUUCUUUCAUGUAGGUAGAAGGGACUAAAAGUUUCCAGUGCGAUAAAUGCACCAAAGUUUGCAAGUCAAAAGGUGGAUUGACUAGGCACCGCAGAAGUAAACAUCCGGACAGUGACGAAGCAACAUCAACCAAGGCGACAAGCAAGGUUUUCAUCCCAACAGUGGACUUAGCUCUUUUGGAAACGUUCUUCAAAGAAAUUGUUGACAAAUUGCGCGAGGAGAAAUUUUAUGCGGAAACGAUUUUAACCGCCACAUCAAGUGUAAAACCGAGUAUGGAAUUUCUUGCUUUCGUCAGAACAAUUUUCAGCGAUUUUUGUCGAAAACGCAACCAAGAUGCAUUAUUAGCCACUUUCUACAAGGAGAUAUACAGUAAAUGGAAGAUUUUCUUCCCUUCAUGCAAUGAUCAGAAGGCUAUCAAUUUGGUAUUAAUCCAUUUCCCUCAAAAGUUAGUUGGUCAUUUCAAGCAUGCUACUAGUAAUGCUACAGGAGAAGAGGUGAUUAUUUUGAAUAGUCUAGGUUUAAAACUUAAAAUAUUAUUGUAUAUAUACAGUAUAUAAACUAAGGGGCCGAUUACUUGGAACAUUUUAUCUAUCUAUCAAAAUGGAAUGCGCAAUUACAUGACAAACUUUUCAACCCAGGGCCGAGUUCAACCUUGGGGUUUAAAUUUCAACCCUGCUUUAGCUAGCAGGGUUGAAAUUUCAACCUAGCAGGGUUGAAAUUUUAACCCCGAGCUAGCAGGGUUGAAAUUUCAACCCCAAGGUUGAACUCAGCCUUGGGUUGAAAAUUUUGUCAUGUAACCGAACUCAGCCUUGGGUUGAAAAUUUUGUCAUGUAACCGUUUCAACCCAGGGCUGAAAUUAUCAUGAGUUAUUCAAGCAUGUGUGGUUGUGACUAUUACAAGAAAACAAAAUGAAGACUUUUUUACUUGUGAAUCAAUAGUUUAACCCUGGGGUUGAAAGUUCUCCAUGUAAUCGGCCCCUAACUACAUAUUAUACUGCAUUAGGGUGUGUUUGUCUGGAUUGCAAAUCCUAGACCCUACCUCUUGUGUUGCGCAUUGCAUUUAUAAAAUGGUUUUGCCCAGCUAUCUCCAGUUCCCAUAUGUACCUGAGCUCAUAUAAAGCUGUUAGUGGUUUGGAAAUUGUCUUACAGUAUAUACUGUCAUCUGCUUUGAAACUGUUUCCCUUGUUCAACUAAUGUUCAACUAUUUCCCUUUUUUAUUGUAGGUUGCUAGCGAGAUCAUCAUAAAUCCUGAAGAGCUGGGCCCACUCUCGUAUGUUGCAGGAUACGUUAUUCGAGCACUGUAUAAAAAGAGUAAGAAUUCUCCACACUGGAACUCAACACGCUCAAUAGAACUUCAGUCACUACUGCAGUCUGUAAAGGAAGAUGUGAAAGAUGACACAUACAUCGAAUCCAUAUCCAGAGGUGGUUUGUGGACCCCAAAUGAACAUAUAAAAUGCAUUGCUGAAAAUGCUGAAUAUGUAUUUCGUAAGCACCUAUCAAACAGCAAGAAGUCUGUGAUAACGGCCAUUCCAACAGACAAGAUCGUUGAUGAGGUCCUUGCUCUACCUGUUGUUAUUAGUGUAUGGGAAAAUAUAACAACAGACUUGGAUUGUGAUAUUUCAAAUGAAUGUAAGAAGUUAGUUUUAGAAAAUUUUGUGAAGUUAUUUGUUCGAGUUCGCAGCUUUUCAUAUGCCAAAGACAUUGUAAAUCGUUACAAGUUAAAGGAAAAAACUUUCAAGAAGAAGGCAUUGAGAACUGAGUUAAAAAAGAAAGCCGAGUGA